AUGUCCGAGUUACAAGUGAUUAUUGCAGUAGUACUUGUCCUAUCAUUAACAGCGGCAUAUUUGAUUCAUAACCCAGAGAGGCGCCAUCACCCACUCAUUGCAAAAGUGACACCAAUAGAUCCAGAUUUCAAAUGGCAAGAGCAACAGCCACUACCAAUACGCCCAUUCGUUGGUAAACGAAACUUUAAUCCCAAAAUUGGAGUCAAGGACAUAUCAAAUACUCCUAGUGACUGGUUGUUGAUUGAAAACACUUAUCAUAAAGUGACUACAUUAAAGGCACAAUCGCUCAAGGUGAACCCAAAACAAACAAUGCACAUUUUUGAGGAUUCCAAGUCAACAAAAGCACUACAAGAGCUUUAUGAAGUGAUUUUUGAUUUUUACCUACAAAGGUUUCCUCAGUACUUCGUAUUGGAUCCCAAGACUAGAAUGAUUGAAAACAAAAUCAAUGGAUUGAGAUUUAGCAAAGAUGCGAGCAAAUUACCAUCCUAUGAGAUAUUGCUCAAUAUUGGGUCCAACAUGGAAGAGGAUUUCGUAUUGUUGUUGAAGGAUGAUCCAAAUGACAAAGAACAAGAGUAUAUUUUGCGAUCAUCAAUUGUGGGGUUUCCUGCUGGGUUUGACCCCAGUAUCUUGUUCAAUAAACCAAUUUCCUACAUCCACGACUUAGUACCACAAUACAAGCCAAGGUUACAUAGCCCCAUGCACAAGUUUUUCAAUAAUUUGAAGCAAACUGAUUUAUGGGUAAGGCAUAAUUGGUCAAUACAAACUCAUGGUGAUUACUUUACAUUGGCGAAUCAUGCACGAAAGGGCGAGGUGAUAAAGAAGUUAUCAGUCGAAGAUAUUGAUUUUGCCAAUGGAUGCUUUUUGAGAUGUGAAAGACAAGUGUUAACCAGAAUAGCACUAACCGGUGCUGUUGUAAUGACGGUUCGAACAUAUUUAACUAGCUUGGAAAAGAUUAAAAAUGAAGAAAACUUGGGCAAAGAGUUAAUUCGAGGUAUCGAUUUAUUGCCACUGGAUGUGUCAUAUUAUAAGAAAAGGGAGUCUUGGGGCGAUGCGGUCAAGGAGUACUUGUCUACAAAAGAGAAGGAUAUUGGGAUAGAGAAAUAG
This is a messenger RNA of Lodderomyces margitis, 1104 nucleotides long. RefSeq lists its product as uncharacterized. Lineage: Eukaryota; Fungi; Ascomycota; Pichiomycetes; Serinales; Debaryomycetaceae. Bases 1 to 1104 code for a protein of 367 amino acids. The transcript has a single exon. The record is from RefSeq and is a predicted model, not a curated record.